AUGGCGAGCGGGAUGCUGUCAGGCGCGCAGCGGGCGCUGAUCCGGGAGAGCUGGCGGCGGGUGAGCGGCAGCCCGGUGCAGCACGGCCUCGUCCUCUUCUCCAGGUUGUUUGAUCUGGACCCUGACCUGUUGCCCCUUUUCCAGUACAACUGCAAGCAGUUUGCCAGCCCCCAGGAGUGCCUGUCCGCCCCCGAGUUCCUGGAUCACGUUAGGAAGGUGAUGCUGGUGAUUGAUGCGGCCGUGAGCCACCUGGAGAACUUGCCCUGCCUGGAAGAAUAUCUCUGCAACCUUGGCAAGAAGCAUCAGGCAAUCGGUGUGAAGGUUGAGUCUUUCUCGACCGUCGGCGAGUCCUUGCUGUACAUGCUGGAGAAAUGCCUCGGCGCUGCCUUCAGCCCGGAUGUGCGGGAGGCUUGGACCAAACUCUAUGGUGCUGUGGUGAAAGCCAUGCGGCGCGGCUGGGAGCCCCUCCCGGAGGGGGACUAG
Molecule: messenger RNA, 483 nt
Organism: Cygnus atratus (black swan)
Lineage: Eukaryota; Metazoa; Chordata; Aves; Anseriformes; Anatidae
Gene: NGB
Product: neuroglobin
Exons: 4
Coding region: 1-483 (160 amino acids)
Molecular function (GO): heme binding; oxygen binding
Source: RefSeq, a predicted model, not a curated record